This is a messenger RNA of Ostreococcus lucimarinus CCE9901, 1233 nucleotides long. RefSeq lists its product with no specific name. Gene Ontology annotation, cellular component: cytoplasm. Gene Ontology annotation, biological process: cytoplasmic translation. Gene Ontology annotation, molecular function: GTPase activity; GTP binding. Lineage: Eukaryota; Viridiplantae; Chlorophyta; Mamiellophyceae; Mamiellales; Bathycoccaceae. The record is from RefSeq and is a predicted model, not a curated record. Bases 1 to 1233 code for a protein of 410 amino acids. The transcript has a single exon.
AUGGGUAUCUUGGAGCGAAUCAAGGACAUCGAGCUCGAGAUGUCGCGCACGCAGAAGAAUAAAGCCACGAGUUCGCACCUGGGCGCGCUCAAGGCGCGCCUGUGCAAGCUUCGGUCGGAGCUCUUGAACCCGCCGAAAGCGGCCGGAAGCGGCCCGGGCGAAGGUUUCGACGUCGUGAAAUACGGGCACGGGCGCGUGGCGCUGAUUGGAUUUCCAUCCGUCGGGAAAUCGACGCUGUUGAGCCAAUUGACGGGCACGGAGAGCGAAGCGGCGGCGUACGAGUUCACCACGCUGACGUGCAUACCCGGCGUGAUUCACUACAACGACGCGAAGAUACAGCUUCUGGAUUUACCUGGAAUCAUAGAAGGCGCGAGCGAGGGUAAGGGACGCGGACGACAAGUUAUCGCGGUGGCCAAGUCGUCGGAUUUGAUUCUCAUGGUGCUGGAUGCGUGCAAGUCGGAGGCGGCGAAUUCGCGAUACGCGCACAAGGACAUUCUCACGCGCGAGCUCGAAGCCGUCGGAUUGCGGUUGAAUAAAAAGCCGCCGGGGAUUUACUGGAAGAAGAAAAAGGCGGGUGGAGUGCAGCUGAAUUCCACCGUUCCUGGCGGGCUGACGAAAAUUGACGAAAAGACGGUGAUUCGGGUGUUGCAAGAGUACAAGAUACACCACGCCGAAGUGCUGUUUCGAGAGGACUGCGACGUCGACCAACUCAUCGACGUCUUGGAAGGGAAUAGAAAGUACGUGCGCUGUUUGUACGUGUACAACAAGGUGGACGCGUUGACGAUCGAGGAAGUGAACACACUUUCGCGACGACCAGAUUCCGUCUGCAUCUCGUGCUACAUGAAUCUUGGGAUGGACUACUUGCUGAAGCGCGUGUGGGACGCCAUGGGAUUGGUGCGCGUGUACACGAAAAAGAUGGGGACGAAGCCCGAUUUCGAGGAGCCGGUCGUUCUGAGUGAUUCUCGCGGUGGCAUCGCGGUCAAACACUUCUGCGCGCAGCUUCACGCGGAUUUGCCUCGGCAGCUCAAGUACGCCUUGGUCUGGGGCACGUCGCCGAAGCACUACGGCCAACGCGUCGGACUCAAGCACGACUUGGAAGACGAGGACGUGGUGCAGAUUGUGAAGAGUGACAGGCACCACUACGAAGACGGCGUGGGAAGAUUUAGCACGAAAAAACGAAACGAUCCAGCUCGGAUUCAAGAUAGACAAAAGAAAGAGAAACUCAAAACUUAG